UGAGCAAGGAAGUUUCCUGUCCAUAUCAAGGUUUGUUACGUUUAGCAGUCUUUCACGUAAUAAAGUCCCCAGAUUCGUCGGCCAGAAUAAUGUGGAAAGCAGGGGUUGACACCAAAAUGACUGUAGGUAGUGCUGGAGAUGAUGAUGACUGGGAAACAGAUCCCGACUUUGUGAAUGAUGUUUCUGAACAAGAACAAAGAUGGGGAUCAAAGACAAUAGAAGGAUCUGGACAUCAAGAGUCUCUGAAUAUAAAGGAUCUUCGAAAAGGUGUAGAAAAAGACCAUGCAAAGAUUAAACAAGAUGAAAGUGAGAAAGGUCCUAAAGCUUCCUAUGGUUAUGGUGGGAAGUUUGGAGUGCAAAAAGACAGAAUGGAUCAGUCUGUAGUUGGAUUUGACUAUGAGGGGAAGGUGGAGAAGCAUGUAUCACAAACAGACUAUUCUACUGGAUUUGGUGGCAAGUAUGGUGUUCAGAAGGACAGAGUUGACCAGGCGGCUGUUGGAUUCGAAUAUGAAGGCAAAACUGAGAAGCAUGCUUCACAACAGGAUUAUUCAAAAGGAUUUGGUGGGAAGUAUGGUGUUCAGAAGGACAGAGUUGAUCAGGCAGCAGUUGGUUAUGACUAUGAAGGCAAAACUGCAGCACAUGUUUCCACUAAAGAUCACUCCAAAGGAUUUGGCGGCAAGUUUGGAGUCCAAAAAGACAGAGUUGAUAAGGUGGCUGUUGGCUAUGAAUAUGAAGGGAAAACAGAAGCACAUGCUUCACAAAAAGAUCAUUCAAAAGGGUUUGGUGGCAAGUAUGGAGUUCAGAAGGAUAGAGUGGACAAGACUGCUGUUGGCUUUGAAUACCAAGGAAAGACAGAAGAACAUGCUUCACAAAAAGAUCAUUCAAAAGGCUUUGGAGGAAAAUAUGGAGUGCAAACAGACAGAGUUGACCAGUCGGCUGUGGGCUUUGAAUACCAAGGCAAAACUCAGGAACAUUCCUCUCAGAAAGAUCACUCCAAAGGUUUUGGUGGUAAAUUUGGCGUCCAGACUGAUAGACAAGAUGCAUCUGCUGGAGGUUUUGAUGAAAUGCAAGAAGUAAAAUCAACUUAUCAGACAGCAAAACCACGUGCAGGGUCUGGAGCAGCAGGCAACUUGAAGUCAAAGUUUGAAAACUUAGCCAGAGAGCAGGAAGAGGAAAACAAGAGACGCGCAGAAGAAGAGAGAGCUCGGCGACAAGCAAGAGAACAAAGAGAGAAAGAGAUCAACGAGAAAAGGCAUGCAGAGCAAGAAGCACACGACAGAGAGGAGGCAGAGGAGGAAGCCCGUCGCCAGGCGGAGGAGGAAGCCCGACGUCAGGCCGAGGAAGAAGCUCGGCGAGAGGAGGAAGCGGCCAGACAACAAGAAGAAGCUGAAGCACAGCAGGAGUAUGAAGAAAACGAACCUGAAGCGACCUAUGAAGAGACAGGGGAACAGAGAUAUGACCCAGAACCUACAGAUCUCUACGAGGAAGUUACCCAACAACAGCAAACAACCCAGGAAGAGGUCAGCGGAGGAGCCUCAGGAAAAACUGCGAGAGCACUUUACGAUUAUCAAGCAACUGCAGACGAUGAGAUAACAUUUGACCCUGAUGACGUCAUCACUGACAUAGAGGAAGUGGAUGACGGAUGGUGGAUGGGAACAUGUAACGGAAAUAGGGGACUGUUUCCGGCUAAUUAUGUAGAACUGAUUUAAAUAACUCCAUCGAUCAGAAACACUGAUUCUGUUUGCAAGAGAGUAAUCCAGACCAGUUUAACUUUCAUGUACAUGAUGAUUUUUGCUACGACACGGAAUGAAGAUUUCUUAAAAUAACAAAAAUAUGAAAGUUAAACAAUGACCGGCCUACUUUACUAUAGACGGCAAGUGAUGAGUGAAUUUUUGAGCUAAAGGUUUUUUUUAAACAACUGAACAUUUCUACAGAAUAACGCAGAGACCUUGAAUGCGUCGUGAAAAGGUUUGCAGCAAUUUUCGUGAAUUGUUAAUUUUACCAGUACUACGAUGAGCAAUUUGACACCGUCAAAAAUUAUUUUAUCGCUGAGCAUCAUGAGUCCUAAUAUUACAUUAAUCACAAGACAAUUUUUAUUGAGCAUAUUUUACAUCUCGGCAUAAAUAGGCAACAAUUUAAUAAUGAAAUAGGUGAUUCUCGGUGUUUUAACUGCGUCAAACGAUAAUCUCACCAUAGCUUUAUUAAAAUGACUGCAAAAAAAAACCUCGUCCGUCACUGGAAGUACCAAUAUUUGCGACACGUUUGAAGGGUAAAGUCAUGAUUAGCGUUGAAAUAUUUUGUAACUCCUUAAAAGUUUUACUAUUAAAAGAAAAGAUUUUUCUAACAGCUUAAAAAGUUUUAUUAGUAAAAGAAAAGAGUACAUCACC
Molecule: messenger RNA, 2387 nt
Organism: Stylophora pistillata
Lineage: Eukaryota; Metazoa; Cnidaria; Anthozoa; Scleractinia; Pocilloporidae
Product: src substrate protein p85
Biological process (GO): cell migration; regulation of actin filament polymerization
Cellular component (GO): actin filament; plasma membrane; site of polarized growth
Molecular function (GO): actin filament binding
Source: RefSeq, a predicted model, not a curated record